AUGGGGUUACAACUUCAACGGUGGGAUCACAAUUUUUUUGGUGUGGGUUAUAACUUUUAUGAAUUGAGUUUCACCAAAGCUUUUGGGUUUGGUCUCCUAAAAUUGAUCCGCAUCCUUGCCUGUCUUCUCAGUUCUCAGCCUUACGCUCCUCUUUGUUCGUACUCCUCUUCAACAACCUCUGCCUGCGACCUUUCUAAACUCGCACCGCCAUUCUCACCAGCUAUCAUGGUCUCAAUCAAGAGACAAGGUGGCCACAUAUGCUAUCAGCAUCGUCUCAAGAAGUAUAACAGACCCUUUUCUCCCCCACAACCGCGAAUUAGUAUCCUUCUGGACAACCACCUCCUCCACUUGGGCGGCCCAGACACCAUCACCGCCUUUUCGCUGGACGACAACCAGCUGUGGUUACGCCAAGUUCUCACUCUGGUCAUUCAACUAGGAUUUGUGGUUUAUAUCCUUUUCAGGGCAUUAUGGAGGACAAGCUUUAGUCUUUUCAUAUUUUUGGUUAUUGUCUGUAUUUCCACAGCGGGAUUUCUGAACUACGCAGAGAGAAUCUGGGCACUGUAUCGUGCAAGCAUGGAUGGCCUUAGAAAAUCUAUGAUGAAUGAUGGAAACGCCGGGCCGAGCUACGUGGACAUUGUGGAGACAUACUCAUUCACAAUCAACACAGGAAUUCUAGCACACAGGCAAUCGGAACACCUAGAAUCAUCCACAACAGCAGUAGAUAAUUACACCAAGCCUGAGAAUCCUGAGGUACAAACAUUGAAGAAUGCUCAUUAUUUAUUUAUGACUUUUAGGCGUCUCUUUGUCGAUCUCAAACUCACAUUUGAAGACCGAGCCAACAGCCUGUCCAUUUUCAAUGGCAAAGACGCUUCAGCAGCAUUUGAAAUGGUUGAGAUCGAGCUGAAUUUUGCCUAUGAUGCCCUGUACACGAAAGCAUUCGUGGCUCAUAGUCCUCCUGGUCGCAUCAUUCGGGUUGUUAAUAUAGUUUUAGUCCCUGCAGCUUGCAUUCUUUUUGCUCUCACAGACAAACAUGGUUUCCAUGACAGAGAUGUUUUCAUCACAUACCUGCUACUUGUAGGUACUAUGGGUUUGGAAAUUGCGUCGUUGCUGGUGUUCAUCGUCUCAGAUUGGACUGUUGUUCUGUCGAACACCUUGUGGUUGAAUCAGAACUUCCUAGAACAAGUCAUCCCUUGGAUCCUUUCCUUUGUGAGAAAAACUUUUCUCUGUUUGUCCAGAGGACAAAGUUCACGAAAUGCAAAAUCCGGGGAGGCUAAAAGAUACCGCUGGUCUCAUUCCAUGAAGCAGGUCAGCCUGUUGAGCUAUUGCUUGCAUGAUCACGAAACUUGUUUCCAAAAACUCCUUGCUUAUCUAAAAGCCAAGGAAUAUUUCGACAAGUAUAAGUGCACAAAAUGUGAGAAAAUUCUCACAACACUAGAAGAGCUUAUUUGGGAAAAUCUGAAGGGAAAGGCACAAAUCAGUGAGGAUGCUGAAAAGAACAGGAACCUCACUGAUUGGAGAGGCAAAAAUGGCAUUUCUUGA
Messenger RNA from Ilex paraguariensis (yerba mate), 1539 nucleotides. The record is from the annotation of a GenBank genome assembly. Lineage: Eukaryota; Viridiplantae; Streptophyta; Magnoliopsida; Aquifoliales; Aquifoliaceae.